GAAAAUUUCCGGGCAUUAACUUAUUCUUGGGUUAGCAGGUGGAGAGCGACAGACGCUUCAAAAUCUUAGUGAGUGAGAGACAGAGCGAGGCAUGGUAAUGGUUCUGCGAGUAGGACUGUGGGAGUACGUUCCCUCUCAAUUUCUGCGCUGGCUCUCCUGACAGCUCGUAUCAUUUAUCCGUCUCUCUCUCUCUCUCUCUCUCUGUUUUCCAUUUGUCUGGGUUGCAGAAAUGAUGACUGAAAAAGAGAGACUGUGAAAGACCCAGUGAAAGACGUGAGAGAAAGAGACUCUGAGGUUGCCUUGCGUUCAUGGUGUCCAUCCCCCUCACUUCUACCCUGAAACAAUGGCUUUCGAGUUCUCCCUUCUAUUGUUCUUGCUCUGCUCCUCUGUUUCUCGUUCUCUCUCAUACGAACCUCGCAAUCCAGAAGUUGAAGCUUUGACGAGUAUAAGACAAGCUUUGAAUGAUCCUCAUGGAGUUCUGAACGGUUGGGAUGAGUUCUCUGCGGACCCCUGUAGCUGGUCUAUGAUCACAUGUUCCCCUGAAAAUCUUGUCAUUGGCCUGGGUGCUCCGAGCCAGUCUCUAUCUGGAACAUUGUCUCCGACGAUUGGAAACCUCACAAAUCUCCGACAAGUGCUAUUGCAGAACAACAACAUUUCCGGCGAGAUCCCAAAAGCGCUUUGUACUCUGCCUAAACUCCAGACUUUAGAUCUCUCCAAUAACCGCUUCUCCGGCGUUGUGCCGGACUCCCUGGGCCUCUUGAAUGGCCUCCAAUAUUUGAGGCUGAACAACAAUAGUUUGUCUGGAGCUAUUCCCCUGUCUUUAAGCAAAAUCCCUCAGCUUGCUUUCUUGGACUUUUCUUAUAACAAUCUCAGUGGACCUUUGCCCAAGUUCUCAGCUAGAACGUUCAACAUUGUGGGAAAUCCUCAAAUUUGUGGAAGCAGCACCACCGAAAGUUGCUCAGGAUCAACCACUCCAAUACCUCAUCCCUUCUCCCUAAAUUCAUCUCCAGGAAAACCCAAGGCCAAGAAUGUAGCAAUUGCACUAGGGGUUAGCCUCAGUGUCGCUUCUCUCCUCUUCCUAGCAUUUGGAUUCCUUGUUUGGAAGAGAAAGAAGCAAAGGAAACAAGCCAUCCUAAACAUCAGUGACAAGCAAGAAGAGGGACUCAUAAGCUUAGGCAACCUAAGAAACUUCACGUUAAGAGAGCUCCAAAUUGCUACAGACAAUUUCAGCUCCAAGAAUAUACUUGGUAGUGGUGGAUUUGGUAAUGUGUACAAGGGAAAGCUAGGAGAUGGCAUUGUGGUGGCAGUGAAGCGGCUUAAGGACGUAGCAGGCACUGCUGGUGAAUCCCAGUUUCAGACAGAAUUGGAGAUGAUCAGCUUGGCAGUUCACCGGAAUUUACUCCGGUUGAUUGGAUUUUGUGCAACCCCAAAUGAGAGGCUUCUGGUGUACCCAUAUAUGUCCAACGGCAGUGUGGCCUCCAGGCUUAGAGUAAAACCAGCACUGGACUGGAAUACUAGAAAGAGGAUAGCUAUUGGAGCAGCACGGGGUCUUUUGUAUCUGCAUGAGCAGUGUGAUCCCAAGAUAAUUCACAGAGACGUCAAGGCUGCUAACAUACUCUUGGAUGACUACUGUGAGGCUGUUGUUGGUGACUUUGGCCUUGCAAAGCUCCUUGAUCACGGUGAGUCUCAUGUUACUACUGCAGUCCGAGGUACUCUUGGGCACAUUGCGCCAGAGUACCUUUCCACGGGCCAGUCAUCUGAGAAAACAGAUGUUUUCGGAUUUGGAAUCCUUUUGUUGGAACUCAUAACUGGAAUGAGUGCUCUUGAGUUUGGCAAAACAGUUCAUCAGAAAGGAGCCAUGCUUGAAUGGGUAAGGAAGAUACAGCAAGAAAAGAAAGUGGAAAUGUUAGCAGAUAGAGAGCUAGGAAGCAACUAUGACCGGAUAGAGGUUGGAGAGAUGCUGCAAGUGGCACUGCUCUGCACUCAAUACCUGCCUGCUCACCGCCCCAAGAUGUCUGAAGUGGUCCGGAUGCUUGAAGGGGAUGGCCUUGUCGAGAAAUGGGCAGCCUCCCACUGUCAUGAUAAUCUCAGUAUGAACUUUUCCCACCCCACCAACAACAACAAUACAACGGUACGCCCUACCAUGGCCUAUAGGCAUGAUGACAAUGAUCAUGAUCACUCAAGCAUGCUAAGCAAAACGAUGGAUGAAGAUGAAGAUGACCAAUCUUUUGAUGACUAUGCCAUGGAACUCUCCGGUCCAAGAUAAAGCAACAAAGAAGAAGUAAAUAUAUAUUUUUUUCUGCUCAAUUAUUCACAAGCCAAAAUCAUAUGUGUGAUCUACAAAAUGAUAGGUUUAGUCCUCUGCUUCCGAAAUUCCUUCAAUUCCUACAAUGUUCUAUGUGUGCUUUUAAAAGAAAAAAAAAAUGUUAUUGUUGUAUAUAUGUUGGUAUCCUUUGCAUACAAAAUCCUCUGUAUUUGUAAUUUGUGGCAAUUAGGAGGAAAUGUCAAGAGGGUUUUGUGUUCUGUUGCGAGGAGGUGGUUUUGUAACUUCGUAUUGCCCAAAGUGGCCUUUGUGGAGGGUACAAUGGAACAUACUGGAUGCUCUGCUCCCAAGUGAGACAAGGAGUCUUGGGAUAAAAGCAAAGGAUUUUGACGUUUGACUGAA
Molecule: messenger RNA, 2665 nt
Organism: Malania oleifera
Lineage: Eukaryota; Viridiplantae; Streptophyta; Magnoliopsida; Santalales; Ximeniaceae
Product: probable LRR receptor-like serine/threonine-protein kinase At2g23950
Exons: 11
Coding region: 344-2266 (640 amino acids)
Biological process (GO): protein phosphorylation
Molecular function (GO): protein kinase activity; ATP binding; protein binding
Source: RefSeq, a predicted model, not a curated record